Molecule: messenger RNA, 792 nt
Organism: Dictyostelium purpureum
Lineage: Eukaryota; Evosea; Eumycetozoa; Dictyosteliales; Dictyosteliaceae
Exons: 2
Biological process (GO): phosphatidylinositol metabolic process
Molecular function (GO): phosphatidylinositol kinase activity
Source: RefSeq, a predicted model, not a curated record
GAGGUUCAAACUGUGGGUAGAAGUGGUAGUUUUUUCUAUAAAUCAGAGGACAGUAAAUACUUUAUAAAAACAAUUCCAUCAAGCGAGUAUAACACAUUCACUAAAUUAUUUCCAUCAUAUUAUCAACACAUUAAAAAAUAUCCAAAUUCUUUGCUUCCAAGAUUCAUGGGAGUAUAUCGUUUAAAAUUAAGUGGUGCUUCCUAUUAUAGUAGUGCCCAUAGAGAUAUCAUAUUCGUUGUAAUGGCCAAUCUUUUCUAUUCUGAACAAAAGUUGGAAAUUAAAGAAAAAUAUGAUUUAAAAGGUUCAACAAUAGGUAGAUAUGUUGAUGAUUUAACAUUCAAAGAUUUAAAUUUAAAAAGAAAGAUUCAUUUGGGUAAAUUAAAAAAAGUAUUUAUACAACAGUUAUCAAUCGACUCUGAAUGGAUGUGCAGCCAUGGUAUAUGUGAUUAUAGUUUAUUGGUUGGUUUACAUUUAAGUGACAAGAAAUCAAUUCAAACUCUUAAAGAAUCUCAAGGUCCAAAGUCACUUGAGAAAAAGGAUAUAUCCUAUUUCAAAAAGGAUUUUAAUGGUAUUGUUGAAAGUACUCAUACCCCUCCACAACCACCACCAUUAUCAACUUCAAAUAUAAUUUAUGGAUCGAAUACAGAAGAAAGUGAUGGAGAUAUAGUUUAUUAUUUAGGUUUAAUUGAUAUUUUAACAACUUAUAAUUUAAAAAAGCGUGGUGAAAAUGCUUUAAAAGGAAUGUUAUUUGAUAGAGUAAGUUUAAUAUUAAAUUUAAUUUUUUUUUUUUAA